Messenger RNA from Penicillium odoratum, 561 nucleotides. Its product is annotated as mitochondrial 54S ribosomal protein bL12m. Gene Ontology annotation, molecular function: structural constituent of ribosome. Gene Ontology annotation, cellular component: ribosome. Gene Ontology annotation, biological process: translation. Bases 1 to 561 code for a protein of 186 amino acids. The record is from RefSeq and is a predicted model, not a curated record. The transcript is spliced from 2 exons. Lineage: Eukaryota; Fungi; Ascomycota; Eurotiomycetes; Eurotiales; Aspergillaceae.
AUGUCUCUCUCUGCCCGCGCCUACCGUCAGCUCUCCGGCUCCGUCCGCCCGUCCUCCCUGCGCAUCGCGUCUACAUACCUGCCCACAACCCGCACACCUGCCAGCCGACGAUGGGAGUCGACCGGCGCCGCCGCUGCGCCCGUUAACCCCAAGAUCUCCCAGAUCGUUGACCAGAUCAGCACAUUGACCCUUUUGGAGACCGCCGAUCUUGUUUCGAGCUUGAAGACUCGCCUGAACAUCCCCGACCUUCCCGUUGGCGGUUUCGCCAUGGCCCCCGGUGGUGCCGCUGCUCCCGGAGCUGCUGCCGCUGUUGAGGAGGAAGAGGCUGCUCCCGCCGCCGCCGAGAAGACCCUGUUUAACCUGAAGCUUGAGUCGUUCGAGGCUGGUUCCAAGCCCAAGGUCAUCAAGGAGGUCAAGAACAUGCUUGGUCUGUCACUGGUGGACAGCAAGAAGUUCGUCGAGUCCGUGCCGAAGAUCAUGAAGGAGUCUGUGCCCAAGGAGGAGGCGGAGAAGAUCAUUGAGACCCUCAAGGCUCUUGGUGCCAAGGUUGUCAUGGAGUAA